Messenger RNA from Penicillium brasilianum, 366 nucleotides. The record is from the annotation of a GenBank genome assembly. Lineage: Eukaryota; Fungi; Ascomycota; Eurotiomycetes; Eurotiales; Aspergillaceae.
AUGACUCAAUAUCCCGAGUAUACCCCCGCGUCCUCACUAGGCCGGGAACUGGGUAUUACAUUCGCGUUCAUCGGAGCUUGUGUGGUGACCAUGGUCAUUUACUUGGUUAUCUGGAGACGAAUCCAACUCCGCACGCAAGACGAAGACCUCGCCCGCCGUAAAGCGCUGAAAAGCCGCACUGCAGCUCUAUCAGACACCCUAUCCACGACGAACGGGCUGCAUUCAAGUAGAAAACUGAGUGCGAUUCCGGGUUCUGGGGGUGACCGUGUUUAUGACAAGGUGGUGAAUCGGUACGCGGUGUCUGGGGACCGGGUUCAUGGGUUAGGGAUGGAGGUUGGGAGGGAAGGAAGAGGGGAUCUUUUGUGA